Messenger RNA from Anguilla anguilla (European eel), 910 nucleotides. It is a transcript of the gene tstd3, whose product is annotated as thiosulfate sulfurtransferase like domain containing 3. The record is from RefSeq and is a predicted model, not a curated record. NCBI's taxonomy places the organism in Eukaryota, Metazoa, Chordata, Actinopteri, Anguilliformes, Anguillidae. Gene Ontology annotation, molecular function: thiosulfate-cyanide sulfurtransferase activity. Gene Ontology annotation, cellular component: mitochondrion. The transcript has 4 exons. Bases 108 to 665 code for a protein of 185 amino acids.
GCAUACGUAACUGUCUACUAAAGUCAAGCUGGGAACAGUGACGUUAGAUGGUCAACCUCUGUUGUACUGCCGUAGGACUUCCUUAUCUAAACUUUUAAAAAAUCACCAUGAUGGCUUUCAAAGAAUGUUCGAAGCUAACCGGAAUACUUCCACAUAUUUUGUCCAAAAGGAAUUUCAUUUCACUCGCUUACCCUAGAAGAUCACUUUUGCCUUGCUCCACCUGCACGACUCAAUCUGUUCAUGUGCCGUCAUCGAAUGUCACCUUCAGCAGGGGAACUUUGUUGCGCAGUUACUCCUCCGCGUCGGAUACAGAAAUAAAUAUCUCCCGUGAGCAGCUGAAGCAGCUACUCGCUAGUCGGACGGGUGUGGUCAUCGAUGUCCGUGAACCAUGGGAACUCCGAGAAUACGGAAUCAUUCCUGGAACAGUUAAUAUUCCUCUUGGGCAGGUGGAUCUGGCGUUGCAGCUCAACCCUGAGAAGUUCAAGGAGAAAUACGGAGGAGACAAGCCCUUUCACUCUGACAACAUCGUCUUCUCCUGCCUGGCUGGCAUUCGCAGUAAAAAAGCCUUGGACACAGCUGUCUCUUUAGGAUACUCCAAAGUACAACAUUAUCCUGGUGGAUUUGAAGAUUGGGCAAAGAAUGAAGUAUUACCGACUAAACAUUGAAGUGUCGUUCUUUCACCAAAUGUCUGAGUGCACUUGUGCAAGCACUGGUUCCCGAAAAUGUUUCAAGUAAAGGACUGCAUGCAAGGAAUCAUUUUUAUAUUUUUAAAUGGUGUCAGGCUUUUGAGUUGAUUUUAUAUAAUGAAGGUUAACUGUCCUCAUUCUGGCUCUUCAUUGAGAAAUAAUUUUGAUUAAAGCUGUCAUUUUUGACCAGUGUCAGGAUCAAUAAAAGAAAGUAAUAUAUUUCA